This is a messenger RNA of Menidia menidia (Atlantic silverside), 3683 nucleotides long. The record is from the annotation of a GenBank genome assembly. Lineage: Eukaryota; Metazoa; Chordata; Actinopteri; Atheriniformes; Atherinopsidae.
CCCACUGACACAAGAAAUCAAUUAUCAAACUUCUUUUUUUUUAUCCAAGACUAUCUAUUUGUCAACAAGUUUCUUCUUUCACACCUUUGUUAAUUUUCUACUCUGUUUUUUUUAUCGCUAUUACAAAUUUAAAAUGGCUUUUUAAGAGUGAGCAUGAGAGUAUGUGAAGAAUUUGUGGUUUCAAACGCCGCAGUGAUCGAACUGCAGAUAACCAGCUCCGGCUUGUGCGCUCAGAUGGGCGUCGCCUAACGUGUGACGUCACGCCGCAGCCUCCUGUAAUCCGGGGCCAUUCAUGCCCGCUCGUGUUACAGUGCGGUGCGCCUCGCCCCCUUCGACCGCACACCUUCAGGACUGCACUUCUUCCAGAGAGAGAGAGAGUAAGAGAGAGGGAGGGAGAGGAGGGAAAAGAAAAAGGAAAACCCGGAUAAACUUUCUCUUAUCCCCAACAAACCCAGGAGCCGUUGACAGUGGGAACUACGGGGAGCCUCGCGAGCAGCAGGUGAGGUUCGCCAUCAAGUUUCACGGAAUGGCUCUAUGUAACUACUUAAAGACUCCUUUUUGAGGACAAAUUGAAAAUCAAAGAUGAACAGCAAUCUUUCAGAAGCAGACUUAUGCCACAACAAGACCUACAUCAACACCUCUGAAAGCCCGGUAAUCAGCGGCGUCAUGUUCGCUAUGGGGAUCUUUGGCAAUGUUGCCGCUCUGGUGAUCCUGGAAUUCCGACGACGCAGGAACCUGCGGGCCGAAGGCUCACGGCGCGGUGCGUUGUUUCAUGUCCUCAUCACAUCUCUGGUGAUCACAGACUUGGCAGGGACCUGCUUGAUCAGCCCAAUUGUGCAGAUCUCCUACGCACUCAACACGACUCUGGUGGGGAUGUUUGACCCUCCCACCUUGUGCAGUUACUUUGGUGUCAGCAUGACUUUUUUUAGCCUUGCCACCAUGUCACUCCUAUUAACCAUGGCACUAGAGAGGUGCUUUGCCAUCGGGUACCCCUACCUGUACAGCCAACACGUCACCAAAAAAUGUGCUUAUGUCACAAUUCCAUUGUUAUUGCUUUUCUGUGUGUUAUUCUGCUUGCUUCCUUUUGCUGGAUUUGGUCAGUACGUCCAAUACUGUCCUGGCACGUGGUGCUUCAUUGACAUGAACCCACACAAAACAGAAGACAGAGUUUAUGCGAACUUGUAUGCCACUGUCAUGCUGGUGCUAGUCCUCACCAUUGUCAUGUGCAAUGGAUUUGUGGUCUACCAGCUGUUUAAGAUGUACCAGCGUAGGAAGAGACACGGCUCAAUGAUGGCAACUACGAGAACCAACAGCGAGCGAAGGGCUCUGUCUAUGGCCGAGGAGGUGGAGCAUCUGAUCCUGCUGGUCUUCAUGACCAUCAUUUUCAUCAUCUGCACGCUACCCCUGGUGAUCAGAGUUUACCUCAACUCGAUAGGAAAUCGCAAAGAGUCUCACCACACGGACCUGAUUGCCCUCCGCUUCAUCUCCAUUAACUCCAUCAUAGAUCCUUGGGUCUUCAUCCUGCUCUCCCCCAGCGUGCUGCACUUUUUCUGGUUCUCAUGCUGCCAACCCCACCUGAGGACCUUCAGGGGCUCUGUGUGUAAAUCAUCUCUGGCUAGAGAGACUUCUCCAAACGUUGAGCUGACUCGGCCUACGCUGUACACAGAGCAUUUCCCCCCUGAGCAAUGUGUGUGAUGGCUGCAGCGUUCUGCUGUUAUUUGAUGUUUCUAUUUAUUGGACACGCAAUCGGAACGUAAGCACUUAUAUGGGAUCUCAUGAAAAGCGAGGUUUCGGAUGGCCAAAACAUCCAAGCCGAUGGACCAAGCUGGGCAUGUUUCAGUUUUCUGAGUUUCCUUUCGAUAGCGGCCGUCGUCGUUUGAAAGAGGAGACCCGGCAAACAGCAGCUCCACCAUCUUUUCACAUUUCAACCAAGUUCAUGUGAUUUGAAUGCACGCUGACUUUUCUGGAUCCUUUUGUCCUUGAUAAAAAAGUUCAAUAUUUUUACCUCAGUUGCUGCUAUGACUAAAUGUCAGUUAAUGGGAAAAAGUUAUUUUGUAUAUUAUUUAUAUAUUUUUAUGGUAGAAGGCAAAGGUAUUUUUUAAAAAGAUGACGGUGUUCAGGGGUGUUUGUUUCCACACUAUGGUAAGAAACAAAAAGCUUAAUAAGGGGAGAGAUAACUGUCUAUAUCAAUUCACAAGAAAAAUAGCAGUGUUAGAGAAAAUUGUUUUCUAGAGCUAUGUGAGUCAUCAUAAAUAAUUUCCCUCAGUAACCAGCACUCUAAUUAUAAAGGAAGCCUGGAAUCCCUGUAAGGCAUAAAGAAAUGAGAAGUGGAGACCUAGAAGGAUACUUGGAUGCGAUCCAGGUUUGCUGUUAAAAUAAAACGGAACAAUUUCAGGCCAAAGGAAAUUAGCGAGAUGCAUUUUAAUUCCAUUUACUUUACUGUGGUAUAUCAGUAAGGAAGGAGGAGUUUCGACUUGUUAAAAUGCUUAGUUGGCGCUCUCCAGAGGUCACAGUUGUUUUUUCCUGAGACGGUUUCAUCUUUGGGCCCUCGAAGCUCUGGCUUUUAACCUCCCUCGUGCCUGUUGGGAAAGGUCACGCAAUAAAAACUCUGAAGCGGUAUUUCACUCCGGGCGUAAGUCAUAAACACAGUAUAGAAAAGCCUUUGUGAUGCUGGUACAAGUAAUAUUUUGUGUUUAUUUCACAUUUUCAGAAUGUAUCCUGGAGGAAACUUUCCUCAUCAGAUUGUAACCAUGGUUAAGUGUUGAAGUCGUUUUCGCCCAAAUGCUGAUGUGUCCCGCAGCAAUGUCCUGAUUAUAUUAAUAGGCCCCAGCCCAAAACCAACUAUUCCUCUUGGCCCCGAGGCGUCUGUUUUGCAGAUAAAAUGGUUAUUUUCUUUUAGGAAUGAAACAGUAUUGUAAGACUGCAGUUGACCUAGAUGGAAAAAAAAAAGAAUCUAAUGAAUUAAGAUAACUACAUGACUAUUUUCAAUCUUUAUCACUGAAUUGGAGAAGCAAGGGCAAGUUUCAGGGACGUGAGCCGGACAGGCAGCCUGAAUUGCUUCUCAUGGUAGGCCCGGCACCUCCCAUGGCAGCUCCAUCCGCUGCUGUCUGUGUGUUUUGAGUGUAAAACGUAAAACGCGUAGCACGGUGAAGGACCAUAAACAGCCAUUCAGCACGAGCAGAGCGAUGCUCUUCCAUAACAUGGCUACAGUUGUAAUACUCGCAAAAUGAAAGAGCACUGACACUAACGUAACGUGUAACCUGCGUGUUCGUUGUUGGCGUUUUGGCCUGCUUUUAAUCUUGUGUGCUCAAUGAAUAAGCUGUAUACUGCCGCUUUAGAUCAAAGCAGACACGGGGUCAUUUUAGAGACUAACAGCUACUUAACCUUCAAUUACUGACAGUUAACGACUGCAGCUCUUUUUUAAAAAAAAGGAGCUUGUUUUGAGCUGGCGUCUCUUCUAAAAGAAAGAACUCCCCAUCACUGUUUUCACCCUCUGGCCGCUUGAAAGUUAUGAGGAAAGACUAAGGAAGGACUGAUUAACAGAGAGGCGCAUUCAUUUUUACGAGGAAACAUUUGAAACAUUACAGUUUUAAGACGUUUGUUUCCAAAGUUUUAUUGAAAUUGUGAGGGUAAGGGGGGAGAAAAAGGUACAUUUCAAAUUUCCACUUUAAACCCAGUGGAAA